CCUCCUUGUGCCUGCGCGCAGCCCCGCGACUUCUGCUCGGCUCCUGGGCGCAGCCAUGCCGUCCUACUCGGUGACGGUGGCGACGGGCAGCCAGUGGUUCGCGGGCACCGACGACUACGUCUACCUGAGCCUGGUGGGCUCGGGGGGCACGAGCGAGAGGCACCUGCUCGACAAGCCCUUCUACGACGACUUCGAGCGCGGCGCGGUGAGUGAGGGACUGGACGGGACGGGGGCGGAUGGCGCGCUUGGGCAGCCCGCGCUCUGCUCAGGCUCAGAAACCCUCUCGCCUCUCCCGCUGCAGAGCUGCCUGAGAGCCUUCCUUCCACAGAGAGGCAUUGAGACGGGGGGCUUCUCCCCCCGCGCUGUUUCUCCCCGUCUAGCAAGCGGGUUCCCCAUUUUGUGGCUUCCUACUGACAAUGGAAACUUCUGCCCGCUUCCCUUUUACGCGCGUCCUGCAUGCCUCGCAUCCAUCCACCUCUCCGGCGCACCGUUUGGCCCCGGCGCAGCAUCUUGGACGUGGCGGGCGGCACUGGCACAGACCAGCUGCAGGGAGCAGAGCCGUCUUUUCCUAUUGGGCUUACUGGUGCAUUGCACCAGGGCGCUGGCAUCUCAGGGGCGCCCCAGCGAGUGGGGGAGCUGCACGGCUUUGCCAGUGGCCUCCCUUUUCCCUGCACGCCCCCAGCUGCGCCCCAUCCAUAGCUGUCAGCUUUCAGAUUUGAAAAUAAGGGAUCAGCAGCCUCUAAAAUAAGGGAUCAGCAACCUCACCUGUCCCGGGGACAGUCUACGGGAUACCUAACAAUCCGGGAUAGCAGCGGGAAGCAGCGGGAAAUGGCGCUGAAAUAAGGGUAAAGGUAAAGGGACCCCUGACCAUUAGGUCCAGUCGUGGCCGACUCUGGGGUUGUGGUGCUCAUCUCGCUUUAUUGGCCGAGGGAGCCGGCGUUUGUCCGCACACAGCUUUCCUGGGUCAUGUGACCAGCAUGACUAAGCCGCUUCUGGCAAAACCAGAGCAGCGCACAGAAACACUGUUUACCUUCUCGCCGGAGCGGUACCUAUUUAUCUACUUGCACUUUGACGUGCUUUUGAACUGCUAGGUUGGCAGGGAGCUCACCCCAUUGCGGGGAUUCGAACCACCAACCUUCUGAUCAGCAAGUCCUAGGCUCAGUGAUUUAACCCACAGCGCCACCCGCACAAUUUCCCACAAAAAAAGGGAAGGUUGACAGCUAUGGCCCCAUCAACCAUAUGGCUGGCGGGCAUGCAGCUUGCCUCCCAAGCCUCCACGGGAGGAGAGCGAUCCCUGCAGAGGCUUGGGAAAAGGUCAAUAACUCUGGGAAACGGGGGUCAUCUGAGGGAUCUUUGCACCACAGCACCGGAUAUGCUUAAGACGGCCCUGGCAGGGAGCUUAAGAAACCAUAGUCGAGGACUGCUGUGGUCGCUCUGGCUCAGUCUAGUGGGCGGCUGGCAGAAGCUCUGGAGGGGCUCAGCCUGGGUGGGUUCAGUCCGAGUCUAGGUUUGGGCUCAUGGGGUGGCUGCUCUGACUGCGCCCCUUGCUCCCUGCCACCACACACAACCACGCAACCUCCUCUGCCCACAGCAAUGACUGCUACCAGGCAGCUUCAGCUUCCUUGCCCACGAAGGAGGGCAACUUUACGUUAUUUGCAAGGACAGCCGCAGCUGCCUCUGACUGUCGGGCUGUCCCUCUGCCUGCUAUCCAAGGGCGUGGUGGGGAGAAGGAGACUUUGGGGUUGCUUUGCAGGACAACCUGCUCCCUCUGCCUGCUGCACCCUCUUUCUCUUAACAGCACACAGGUAACAGCAGCCAUCUUUUUUCAGACACUGCAGCUGGGUGCUGACCCCCAAAACCUCAAGGUCCAAAAGGUGUGCAAGUGAGCAGAAUCAGAUGGCUCCUAAAGGGAACUUUCCCUCCAUUUGCCUUCUCUUUGUGGGUGGCACAGCCUCUGGCGCCACCCAGAGAGAAGGGCAGGGAGUGUAAGCACAGACUCUUGAAGAAAAGCCACAGCUUCCACCUGCUCGCUCAGGGUGAGGUCGCAGGGCCCAAUCCUAUCUACCAUCCCGCCCAAAGAGAGCGUGUGAAUGAGCAAGGAGAGAGGGGAACGUAAGCAAUCAGAAGCAGUGGCAGGCGUGCCUGAAAACAGGAAGUCCAAUUGGGCCCAUGAGGCCAUCCUCCCCUGACCACCUCCAUCGGCUGAUGCCGCUGGUUCUGCCCAGGGAACUGGCGCAUGAAGCCAAGGAAAGCUUGGAAAAUACAGGCUUCUUUUUCUCUCUUCCCACAUCAGUGCUGGGAGGACUGAGGGGCUGGGGGUGGGAUCAAAAGGAAGCAGAGGGAGGGAAGGCAAAGAGGAAAAAAUAGUAGAGGAAAAAACCUACCUGUCAAUCAUGCAAUAUCAUCAUGACAUCAAUGAUUGACAGGUGAACACCCCUCACCUGUCAGAUUUGGCCCAUCCUGAGAAGGAUCCAUGGACCCACCUCUGCCUUACAGCCAUCUCUUGUCUGAUUGAUUCUGCCAUACUACUAAAAGAAAUGUAGGGAGAUGUGUUAUUCUGAAAGGGCAGUGGCUGGUUCUGCAAGGAGCAUCCUUCUCUCACUUUGCUGGUCCUUUUGCGGAUCAGUAACUGGUUAUGAGACCGGAGGCAGAGAGUAGGAAUGAAUGGACAAUUCAUCCAACGAAGGGAUAUAAAGCGUGGAGCCCCUGAGGAUCCGCGUUGGAACUUGUGCUUUGUAACUUGUUCAUAAACCAUCUACAUUAGGGGUGGGUGCACAAUGACAUAGCCAAGUUCGAUGAUGAUACCAAAUUUUUCAUGGUCAUCAGCGCUUUUUUUCUAGAAAAAACGGUCCCGGUAUUCCUCUUGUUGCUGUUUACAUACUGUUUUUCUUCCCCUCUACAAAAUGUAUAUUUACAAUAGCCCUGGUCCUGAUGUGAUAUGCAGGAAAGUCUCGUGAGGAGCCAAAGUGCAUCUUGAAUAUUUGCUUUCUAGGUUGUCAUGAGAGAAAGCUAUUUUUAACUUUGGACCUCUUUACAAACCUGUACUAGAAAUCUGCUAACAAAGUCUCAACAUUGUAAGGCUAAUAAUUCCUGUCACGCUAUUUAUUUCUCCCUAUUAAAAAAAAAAAGUAUUGUGAAGCAUAGAAAACGGUUGUGAGAGAGGGAAAGCUGUUUGAUGAGGACUGCGUAAAAGUGGGAAAUGACAUGAAACCCCCCUCAUCAGUUGUAGAAUUUUUUUCACCUCUCUUCUGCUCAUUUGGGGCUUGUGGUAGGUGGAAGAAUAUAUAACUAUAUACUACAUAUCAAUCACAUCCUUCGAUCCAUUUGACAAACCAGUUUCACUUUUCUAAAUAAACAAAACAAGCCCACUCAUUAACAUACUGAACUUCAACUCAUUUCAUUAUUGCUAUGAUGCUGUUUUGCUAAACAAUAAAAAAAUAAAGAGCUGCUGAUUUGUGUAAAACACUCCUUAAAUAAACAUUUCCAGAGAAAGCAUCUCUGAACACACUGAAACAAAAUGAGGGGCUGAUGGGGUAUUUCUCCCCCUUCCCCAAGAAAGAGGGUGGGGGAGUAAAAAUAGAAUAAAAUCCUCCCGUCCAAAAGAUAUCCUCCUUGAUUACACGAGUGAAACUGAGUCUGCCUGGCUAGGAUUUCUGUCUGGGAGAUCUUCUUAGGAUCUCCCUCAGAGGAGGCUGCUGUCACUAUAAAAAAUUACUGAAAGACUUGAGGAGGGGAAGGGAUACCUGUUCUCUCCUUUUCUCUCCCCCCCCCCAGCAUCUCCCCUCUCUCUCUUGCCACCUCUCUCAUUAAAGAGACUUCAUGAAACAGACCCGCCUGUCAGCUGAGGGUUGCAAGAAGGGUGGGGACAGGAAGGGGCUUGCUGUUUGUUUUAAAGGGGCGGGGCUUUCCAAAGAGAGUCUGUGGUUGGGUGAGCAUCCUCCUCUGGAGGGCUCUUUAAGCUCUUGUCCUGGUGGGAUACAAUGAGCAGUAUCCCCUUGAGGGGGAAGAGCUGCCUAGGAGUUGCUCCCCUCAGGCUCUCUGUGGCUGGCUGACAGAGCCUCUGAGGCACCCUGCGCAUGGCUAACACACAACAUCUGUGUGUUGCCUCAAGAAAGCUCUGGUGGGGGGUAGGGAAAGAAAGAGAGGGGGGAUUGACUUCCUUUCCCCACUUUUCUGCUGAUCACAAAGGAGGCAUGCUUCCAUCCUAAGAGCUUCUUUCCCCAGGGGCAAAAGGAGACUUCAUUCCACUCGGGUCAAAGACCCAGUUUGGUGCACGCAUACGGCAAGGUGGCCUCUUGCUUCCCACAGUGUCAUCCUUGGUUUCCUCUUUUGCAUAGACUCUUUUGGUUCCAUCACCACAGCUCUCGCUUCCUCUGAAGUCAUUCAAAUUUGUGGUGGGUCCUUUCGAUAACAGAACAAGCCUUAUGAGCUGCUGCGUGCCAAAUACUCAAUAAAAGCAGCAGAUAUGGAAAGUCUGAAAGGGAAAUUUACUUGUAAACCUAAUUCUGAUCAUAACUAGAAGAUUAUCUAGAGUGUACUAGACUCCGCUGGAUAUGUGGUUUGUUUGGAAAAGUCAGAAUAGUGGGGUCAUGCGGGACUAAAUCAUUAAAAGACAAUUGGAAAGAAAGAAAAAGAAAGAAAGAAAGAAAGAAAGAUAGAUCAGCAUGGCUCGCCUUCUGGAACAGGCGUGCUGGAAGUACACCCAGUGGGCACGUGUCUUCAGACUUAGUUCUGCUUCUUAAUGUCUGCUUUUGUUCUUUUUCCUGUAUAGAUUCUUUCACAAAUAAUGUUGCAUAAUGUCUUAGUUCCGCAUCUCAUUUAGUUUACUAUCCUUCCCAGGGAGUUGUUUUGAAACUUAAAAAAUAGUUGUUGCAGGACUUUUUGCUUAUUGCAGCAAAAAGAGAUCCAGAGAUCUCUUUCUCACUCUGUGACCAUUAAUAUCUAAUAUCUCUGCCAAGUUACAGUGUUAUAUUCACAGGGCAAGAAUUGUUUCUGGAGGAAUAACAUACUCACUUGGGUGUGCAGGUGAGUCCAUGGACCAAUGGGGCCUGUUCACGGCUUCCGUUCUUUGCCCCACCCCCCAAAAAAAUCACAAACCCAGAUAGUAUUACUGAAUGUUUUUGAAUGGCAAGUGCUCUGUCAACAUUACAACCAGAUCCAUUCCAGAAUUAAGCACCAAAGUGAAUAUUAUUAAAAUUAGAAACUGUAUAGUAUCACAUCCUACAUAGGAAGUCUAUUGCAAGACAGAAGGUCUUAAUGUGAAAAUAAGAGUUUCAGAAGUGAAGUCGGCAAAAGUGAUAAUCCUAUUAUUGUUCUCAGGUCUUUCCUUAUUCAUACCAAUCAUCCCAUUUACUUCUGCUUCUCAGGCCUACAGGAAAAUAAAUUAAUUGUAGUCCUGGAAGUUUUUGCUCAUUCUUAUUGUGGCUUCGUAUGCUUUCCUGAGGGAUGCAGGUGGCGCUGUGGGUUAAACCACAGAGCCUAGGACUUGCCGAUCAGAGGGUCAGCAGUUCGAAUCCCUGCGACGGGGUGAGCUUCUGUUGCUCGCUCCCUGCUCCUGCCAACCUAGCAGUUCGAAAGCACAUCAAAGUGCAAGUAGAUAAAUAGUAUCUUCCUCUGGCGGGAAGGUAAACGGCGUUUCCAUGCGCUGCUCUGGUUUGCCAGAAGCGGCUUAGUCAUGCUGGCCACAUGACCGGAAGCUGUACGCCGGCUCCCUCGGCCAAUAAAGCGAGAUGAGUGCCGCAACCCCAGAGUCGGCCACGACUGGACCUAAUGGUCAGGGGUCCCUUUACCUUAUGCUUUCCUGAUGCUUGUAAAAUUCUUGUACGACAACCUGUCUAUGUUAUUGUUACCUGUGCCUCAAAAUAGUAUGUUUAAAAGAUGGAAUAUAAUUAGCUCGAUUCAAUGUCAUUCUUUUUUCAAUCUAUGCUCUGCCCAUUUCACUUGUUUUUAGCUUAAGCAAAUUUCUGCCAGUGUCAGAACUUUCCCCCAGUCCAAAGGCAACAGGGAGGGGAGGGAAGUAUAUGAUGCACAUAAUAUGAUGCUCAACCAUUCCUCAAAAGACUUGGUUUCCAGACCCUUGAUCAUCUUGGCUGCCCUCGUCUGCACAGGUUCCAGCUUGUCAAUCUCCUUCUUCAACUGUGGUGCUCAGAACUGGUCACAGGAUUCUGACCAAGGCAGAAUAGAGUGGGACUAUUACCAGUACUUCCCUUGGGACGCGGGUGGCGCUGUGGGUUAAACCACAGAGCCUAGGGCUUGCCAAUCAGAAGGUCGGCGGUUCAAAUCCCCGCGAUGGGGUGAGCUCCCGUUGCUCUGUCCCAGCUCCUGCCAACCUAGCAGUUCGAAAGCACACCAAAGUGCAAGUAGAUAAAUAGGUACUGCCUCUGGCGGGAAGGUAAACGCCGUUUCCGUGCACUGCUCUAGUUCGCCAGAAGCGGCUUAGUCAUGCUGGCCACAUGACCCGGAAGCUGUACGCCGGCUCCCUCGGCCAAUAAAGCGAGAUGAGCGCCACAACCCCAGAGUUGGUUACGACUGGACCUAAUGGUCAGGGGUCCCUUUACCUUUACCUUUAUUACUUCCCUUGAUCUGGACACUAGACUUCUGUUGAUGCAGCCUAGAAUAUCCCUAGCUUUUUUGCUGCUGCAUCACACUGUGGACUCAGCUUAUGGUCCACCAAGACCCUUAGAUCCUUUUCACAUGUACUGCUAGUAAGCCAGAUGUCCCCAUCCUAUAUUUGUGCAGCUGUCUUCUUUACCUGCAGCACACCUGAUGUCACAUAUGAUCUUGUGGGGCCGGUGUGUGUGGCUUGGGUAAAAUGGCCUCACAGGUCAUAUUAGGAUCCCUGGUGGUCCUAAUAUGGCUCAAGGACCAAAGGUUUUCAGUGUUUGACAUAAAUGCAUGAGAGGGAAUAUUUUGGGGUAUCAAUACAAUGUCAGGUAAUUCAUUGUUCCACUAACUCAAAAAUAAUGGCAGAUGUCAAAGGAAGGAGCUCAACCAUGACCUAAAGGUCACUUAUCUUAUUUUGAAACUUAUUUUGAAAAACUAAAAACUUAAAAGAAAACUUAUUUUGCAGGGGGGCAGGAAAGAUGCUGAAUAAAAUAUUAUUCAGAGAGCAGGCCUGAGAUUUACAAUAAAAUGCAUUGCUAUAUAAUGUUUUCUUUGUUAAUUCUGUUUUAUCACCCUGUCAAAAAUCUAUAAAUAUAGAGAUGUUUAUACAGACAUCAGAUUCAGUCCAUCAGAGCCUUCUGGGCUUUUAGGUUAGGAAACUCAUUAUUGCUGUGUGUCUGUGGGACAUGUCAGACAUAUCAUUAUGGGUAAAAGUUUAAGAAAACAUUUGAAAUAUUAUUUGCUUGUGACAAUCAGUAAAUUGUGGCUUCAUCCACAUUUCCAUACCUUAUCUUGCUAAUGUGUAAAUAUUGUUUGAUGAUGAAGAUUUGCACUAUAUCUAUAGUCCACCUUCAUUUCAAGAAAUAUAUUUUCUGAAGUCUUUUUGAUUGAAAACGUUUUGUUGGAGUAGCUCCUUUCAGAACACACAGUGCCUAAUUAACUGGUAAGUGUUUUCGAAAUACCAGGAGUAUGAUAGUCUCCUAAGGGAGGUGGAAACAUAACAUUACAGUGAAGAUAAUUUGGUAUAGUUUGGCAUUACGUGACUCCCCCACACGCACCAUGCUGGGAAGCUACUGGGUAACAAUUGCACCAUUGUUGGGAUUCUUAGUUCAAUGAUUAAUCCAUGCCCGUUUGCAUAUAAACAAAGUACUGGGAUCACAGGUCGAUUGUCUUAGCUUUACAGGGAAUGAAACUGUAAGCUAUCCCUCAUCAUAUCAGAAGUAAUAUACACUUUGUGUUUUAUGUUCUCAGCAGGAAAACUUAGCUUCAGGUAAUAUUUUUUGACCAUCUGGAUUCAUCUUGGAUCCAUAGUAUUUGCAUAGCUAUGUUCAUUAUUUUUCACAGUAAGAGGGCCACCCUUACUUGUUUCCAUGAAAGUUUUGCCUCACAGAAUUAUCUUUAUCAUCUGCUAAUCACCAGACAAAAGGAAGCAGGCCUGGCCUUGGUUAAGAAAAUAACUAUCAGUUAAAGCUGAUGGUUUAAAGCUUUAAGCAGCAGUCAGUAGUUCAUCUUCAGGGAUAAAUAAAGAAAACUCUCCAAUCUGCAGGCGCUUUCGUCUAGGAAUGCAUUUGCCAUGUGGCUGCAGUACCCAAAAGUGUUUUCUCAAUUAUCACUAAAAGUGCCUUUGAGACAUUCAUGUGACUCUGUUUUUAUGUGUGAAUAUUCUGGAACAAUACAACCUUUAGAAUACAUCUGAAGGCAGCUCUGUAUAGGGAGAUUUUUAAUGUUUACUGUUUUAAUAUGUUUUUAUAUAUGUGGGAAGCCUUACAGAGUUGCUGGGGCAACCCAGGAAGAUGGAUAGGGUACAAAUAUAACAACAACUAUUAUUAUUAUUAUUGACACAAUACUUUUUUGUGAAUCAGCUUGUGAUCUUCAGAUGAAGGGUGGUAUACAAAUAGAAUAAAUUAAAAGAAAUAAAAUAAACUGAGUAAAAUGAUUAAAAAGCUGGGAGCUGGGGAUUAGAGGAAAAGAAAAGGAUCUAGCUAAGUUGAAUAAGUCUUCAGCAGACAUCCAUGGGAAUGGAACAGGCUUGAAGAAGAGAAAAAUUGAAUAGCCUCCUGAGUAUCCAAAAAGGGAAAUAGUAUGAGGGUCUAUGAUGUGAUCAGUUAUAAGAAAUAAGCUUCCUGAUUGGCAUUAGCUCUGACAACGGAGGUCGAUUACUUUAAUGGCAAUGCUGGACAGAACAGAUAUUAAAUUCUAAAUAACUCAAGUACUGGUGACCAAAGGUAGACAAACUACCCAGAAGGAACAUGAUGUGUCCCCCACCAAAGGUACUACCCCUUAACCCCCCCACACACCCUAGAGACAUAUAAUUUAUUUAUUUACUGCAGGAGGGGGCCUGAUGGAGCUGUCCUCCUCCCUUGAUGGGACGCAGGUGGUGCUGUAGUCUAAACCACUGAGCCUCUUGGACUUGCCAGUUGGAAGGUCGGUGGUUCGACAGGGUGAGCUCCCAUUGCUCUGUCUCAGCUCCUGCCAACCUAGCAGUUCGAAAGCAUGCCUGUGAAAGUAGAUAAAUAGGUACCGUUAUGGUGGGAAGGUAAAUGGCAUUUCUGUACAUUCUGGCACUUGUCACGGUGUCCUGUUGCACCAGAAGCGGUUGAGUCAUGCUGGCCACAUGACCCAGAAAGCUGUGUGUGGACAAACACCGGCUCCCUCAGCCUGAAAGCGAGAUGAGUGCUGCACUCCAUAGUUGCCUUUGACUGGACUUAACAUUCCAGGGGUCCUUUGCCUUUUACCUUUUAUCCUCCUCCCUUGCUGAUAUCAGCGGUGGUUCUGGCUGUCUUGCCCUCCUUGAAAGCAAGCUCAAACCCAAGAGCAGAUCAGGUGAAAAUGUUGAGCACAAGGGAAAGCAGCACCAGUCACUUAGUUUUUCCUUAAGACAGCAGCCUUGACAGCAGUUGGGCUCCUCAAUGUUUGUAUUGGAUGUAGGAGAGGUUCCAGGGACUCAUUAAGCUUGCACUAAUUUUGUGGCCCAUGUGUAAGUUGAAUCACAUAUGUGACAGCUGCAAUGGGUGGGGAUUUGGCUUAAUCCACUGUAGCUUUCUCUGUAAUUUUGCAGUGAUACAGCGCUCGUUGCUAAAAGCCUAGGCCAGGCUUCCUCAACCUCAGCCCUCCAGAUGUUUUUGGCCUACAACUCCCAUGAUCCCUAGCUAGCAGGACCAGUGGUCAGGGAUGAUGGGAAUUGUAGUCUUAAAACAUCUGGAGGGUCGAUGGUUGAGGAAGCCUGGCCUAGGCAGCCAAUGUAGUGCUCUCCAGAUGUUGUCAGCCUAGAGCUCACAGCAUCCCUUUCCAUUGUCUUUGCUGGCUGGAGUUGGCAGUCCAGCAACAGGAGGGCCCCACAUGAGCUAUGUGGCUCAGAGCAGUAGCAAAAUAGGCACAUAGCCUUCAGCUUCUGCAGAGUUCCAGGUGAACUGAGCUCCUUGGUACAGGGGCUCACCAAAGACGUGUCAAGAGCCGUCAUAGCAUGGAGCAGCCCUAACUGUCGUAGUUAUGCUGUUUAGUGAUGAUCAAAUAACAUCUUUCAGAUGUGGCUGCCCUUAGACUCAUAGACACUCAGUGUUUUCCAACAGAUCCGAGCCUCUGAAUUUCAUUCUUCUAGAUUGAUACUUAUGAUGUGACAGUAACUGAAGACCUCGGGGAGAUCCAGCUGAUAAAAAUUGAGAAACGGAAGUACUGGUUUCCUGAUGACUGGUACUUGAAGUAUGUCACCGUGAAAACACCCAUGGGUGACUACUUAGAGUUUCCUUGUUACAGAUGGAUUACAGAUGACAAAGAGGUGGUACUCCGAGACGGACGAGGUGAGUGCUUUGCAGUGUCCUUGACUAAGAGCACUAGGCAAAGCCAGAGAACCUCUUUACUUAGUUCCUAACUUUACAUAUUUGUUGUAUUACUCCAAGGUAUCCAGACAAGAGAUACGACUCAUCACCCCCAAUAUGUAAAUCAGAUUGUUCUGUUCAGUCCAGAAAAGUUGCUAAGUAGCUCCUUUGCUAUGAUAGUCCACCAGAUUGCAUGUAUGGAAAAUAGUUAAAUCUGCUGUAUUACAUUUCUAUCGGGCACAACUACAAUAAUAUUAUUUAUUCUUUAAUGAUUGCUAAUUAAAAAAACAAAGCAGUAGUUGAGAAUGUACCACUACAGUGAUAUGGACUUUAAGCAGAAUAACAUAACAUAAGCAAGAUAGGAAACUUAUCUCCAUUUGGUCGCCUAGAGCUCCAGGAACCAACGACAGAGCCAACUGGCUAGCACACAACACCCAACCAGUCAGGGCUUACAUCAAAGCACAAAUUUAUAUACUUCAGACCCUUAGUGGCUGAGUGCCUCCAGGCCUGAUAUCUAAAUCUUCUGUCUUGUUCCAGAAGUCAUUACUGGGAUGGUGUGGGGUGUGUGUGUGUGUUACAUUACCUGCCACAUCCUGGUGACACUUAUAUCUGAAACACAAACAGUAAAUCAAGACAAUAAAGCAAAGCAAAAAACCUUGCCAACACGUAUGGAGAAAUAAUUGGACAAACCAACUGGACUUCCAGAAGGGUGAUCUGUUUCCUCCUUCAGCUGUCUCCACUCAUCACUGGUGAUGGCCCUUGACAAAUUAAGCCCAAAGAAAUGUGGUCAUUGGCUGAAAAAGCUUGCCCACCCCAGCCCAGAAGAUUAAGAGUUUGAGACAUGAAGGAACAUGUAGAGGAAGAAUAGGCAGAGAGGAAGGUACACAUGGCGAAUUGCUAAGAUGAGACAGCUUGAAGUUCGUAAUGACUGGCAAAUAAUCAGCUGCAUUCUUGGCCUUUAGCUUAUUAGUAUGAAGGAGAGAACUGUGCUUGCCCUUUGUACAAAGCUGUUGGUGCAUUUUUCAGUCUGCGUAUCUUUUCAUCACCUUCCACAGCCAAGCUUUCUGCGGAUGACAAGACUCAAGUCCUUAAGCAUCACAGACGCAAAGAGCUGGAGGAUCGUCAGAAGAUGUAUCGGUCAGUUUCCUAAAACUUCCUAUUUAGCGCUAUAAUUUUUCUAUAGUACCCUGAAGUUGUGAUCAAGGAGACCUAGCUUUAAUUUUACUAUAUAAUGAAACACCAAUGCCUACAAGCUGUGGCUCUCAAACGUCUCUCAGACAAUGCUUGGACAAUGCUUGUAUAUUUCAUAGAGACUUAGAGUCACACACAGCCAUCACUUCUGGCUCCCAUUUUAAAACAAAUGGAACUGCUACAUAAAGUACAAGGGCAUUCUGCAUGUUGCAUAUAUGCUGAGUUUAUUAGGCAAGCAUUAGUUUUUACUAGUUGGCUGUGAAGUCCAGUCUCAGCAAUAAUACAGCAAUUUAUCAACACAUAGAUUGUCUGAAUUUUUUCCGCAAACGCUGGACUCUUGCGGUAACGGGGGGAAAGUUCUCUGAUUAAAAAUGAAUCAAAUUCAUAUGAGUUUCAAUUACAUCAGUUUUCUGAUCUAGGUCAAAGUAAAGCUUCGUCUUCUGCACUAGUGAGAUAGAGAAAACGUAGUAUACUCAUGACCCAAGAAACGUUGAUUAGUUGCAAAGCCGGAAAGGGGGGCAUUCAUACAUCUUCUUCUUUUUAAACCAGAGAAUAGAGUGCAAUGAAAAGCCUUUUGCGUAUUACAUAUACCGUAUUUUUCGCUCUAUAAGACGCAGCAGACUGUAAGACGCACCUAGUUUUUGGAGGAGGAAAACAAGAAAAAAAAUAUUCUGAAUCUCAGAAGCCAGAAUAGCAAGAGGGAUCGCUGCACAGCGAAAGCAGCGAUCCCUCUUGCUGUUCUGGCUUCUGGGAUAGCUGCGCAGCCUGCAUUCGCUCCAUAAGACGCACACACAUUUCCCCUUACUUUUUUAGGAGGGAAAAAGUGAGUCUUAUAGAGCAAAAAAUACGGUAUGCAGGGACUACAAAUUAUGGCUGGGUUUGGUAGCAAAAGAUACAUCUAGGCAUGCUCAGGUACCCAGAGGCACUAUUCCACACCCAAAGAUAGCUUGUCCAGUUCAUAAGCACCACCGCCACCCCAGUUGUUGACUAAGGUAUAUGCAGGAAACAACUAAAAGUUGUGUGAUCAUUUCUGGCUAUCUGGUGGGCAGUAGCAGAUGGGAGGGGAGUCGCCACUGUCCUUGCUGCCGAAUGGAUUGGACGGAAGAAGGGACCGUGGCCAGGUUGUGUUUCCUGUCCCAGCUUGCCCUCAAAUGGAGAAGCUGCCUUCUGAGUUAUUUUCAUUUUUAACCAGGUGGGCAGAAUGGCACCCAGGCUUCCCCCUGAACAUAGAUGCCAAAUCUCACAAGGAAUUGCCUCGAAACAUCCAGUUUGACAGCGAGAAAGGAGUCGACUUUGUUUUGAAUUAUACUAAAGCGUGAGUAUUAUGGUGGCUCUCAUUAUUUGGUAGCGAUAUUCUGGAUUGGUCUGGGAUAAUGGGGGAAAGGACAAAACUGAUUAAAGUACAAUUUAAACAAAUAUUUUAAUCAUGUAACACUUUAAAUGAUGAUGCAAAACAGCACUUUAUUCCAUUUUGAAUGUAAAAUUUCAGUAAUCAGGACAAUAGUAACAAACACAAUACUUAUGACUAUACUUCAUAAAUGUUACCUUUACAGUACAACCCAAAUAAUCAAUAAAAUGAUGCCAACUCUAACAACAUAUUCUAAUUUUAUCUACCCAGCCCCUGUCUUCUCACAAUCUAGCUAAAUUUGUAAAAUUAGCCACUUCUAAUAUAGUCUAAGUUGCUUUAAAACAAAUCUUUUGUAUGGAGGCUUUGCCUGUCUGUCCAACCACUGUCUCAAUUAUUGCUGUAUUUAUUUAUUUAAAAGCAUUAAAAAACCACAUAAUGUUUUUCAAAGAUGUCUUGUUCACUUCUUUAUAAUGGCAUUGUUGAGUUUGGAUCCCAAUCCACAAAUCUUUUCAUUUAGCAGUAAGUUGCAUGCACAGGACUACAUGCAAGGGUGAACUGGAAGUAGAGUUGUGUGGAAAUGACUCCUUAAAGUUCUCCACUUUGUUAAUGGGUAGAGAAAUUGGUGGCCGUUUCACCAAAUUUCUCCAAGGGGAGGAGUAGUCCUCCAACAGUUUCUCAGUGGUGGGGCUCACAGCACUGGCAGUGCUAUUAAUACAGUUUUUCCUAAGGUUUGUUUUUGCUGCUGCUGCAAUGCCACCUGUGUUUGCAUCCAGUCCAAUUAGUUUAAUAUGGUCAUAGACGGUGUUUGCCUUUUUUAAAUCCUCCAUGAUGCCUUGGACUUGGCGUUCCAGAGAAUUGUGAUGGAGAAAUAGCAGCUACCAUUAAAAAUGGUGGAUAAUGUUCAGCAAAAAAAUUGCAACUCAACCUUGUUUUUCCAGGAGGAUUAGAAAAAGAAAAAUCUUAGAUACAUACUCAGUAAAAUGUCUCCUGAGAAAUUUUGUUGCAGUUCUUUGGAAGGUAACAUAAGAUGAUUUAGAAGUGGUGCCAGUGUCCAAUAUGUUUUAAAACACUGGUACCAUUUCGCUUGUGAGAUUUAGUUCCUCAAUUUAUUCCCCUUCAUUUAAUCUACGUCCUUCAUUUCUGAAGACUUCAUACAGAAGUAAAGAAGUUAUGGGAAAAGUGAAAUGUGCAAGGAGAGAAAUGAAACAAAAAAGAUUGCAGCCAAUGACCUCACAGUAUUUUUGGUUUUUUUAGGAUGGAAAAUCUCUAUGUUAAUCGUUUCAUGCACAUGUUCCAAUCUUCCUGGAGUGACUUUGCAGAUUUUGAGAAGAUCUUUGUCAGAAUAAGCAAUACCAUUUCUGGUAAGAUCGAUUGCAGUUGUUGACACUAGCAUCACAAGAUGAAUUAAUUUUUAUGUUACUGACCAAAAUUUCAGUUUGGACGCCAUUUAGUAGUUUUUCAGCUAAAAACCUUUGGGAUAUGUGUUAGGCCAAUAAUUCUUGGAAUUUAUGUACCCAGCGGUUGCACAAGUCGAAGGGCAUUCAAGAAACUAAAGGUAAGUAAUGUAAAUUUAUUAAUUUAAUUACAGCUUAUACUGUACUGUAAUAAUGGUACACUAAAGGCAAUGUGUGUUAGGAGGUAAAACCUGUAAACGUGUAUCUCAGUAGCCAAAUCAUGGAGUGAUAAGCCUGUAGAAACCGAGUUUUCAUUUUUACCAUAGCAGGGAAGCCUUGAGAGGCCACAGUAAACCAAUAAGCUUUUGGAAAAGAGGUAUAAAACAGGCCACCCGUCCCUAAUAGUUUUGCACAGUAGAGACCUAGCUAGUGGGGAAAGUCAAGUUAGAAUCAGCAAAGUCUACUUAGCUUUCACCUCAAAGUCAGUGUAACUUUUAGUUUUUAGGGGAGGAAAGAGCAGCAAACCGAGCAAAAAAAGGAAGUAUUUGCUGAAAGCUUCAGUUUUUCGUGCAGUUUUCAAAACCAGAGUGCAAAUUGCAGCUUAAAACUGUGGGGUAACUUGCCCUUAUCUUGAUUUAAGAACAGAGUAGGCCUGACUUAAGGUUGUCAAGAGCACCUUGAAAGUGAAAGGAUAGUCCUCCAUCCAAGUCUUAGCCAGGGGUGAAAUGGCCAACGUCAGUUUCUCUCACUUUUUCCUCUUUGCAACCUUGAACUCAGUUCUGAAAACUUGAAUGCACAUUCUUGUACACAUUACUUGGUUGGAGAUCUGGACUGCAAUAUUCCGAGACGUGUGGGUUUUCUGAAGGAAGGCUACAUGUUGGCUUGCAUAUUGUUUUGCAAAAUGCAAAUUAGGUAGGGUCAGCUGUCCCGAAUCAAAUUUCUCCCCCAUCCUUACUUUCAGCACUGCAUAAGACCACUUCUCAACUACCGUAUUUUUCGCUCCAUAAGACGCACUUUUUCCCUCCUAAAAAAUAAGGGGAAAUGUGUGUGCAUCGUAUGGAGCCUCCUGCCUGCAUUCGCAUCUGGGAUGCAUACAGGUUCUGCUCAGUGCUCCCUUUAAAGAGCGCGUGGCUCUUGCUGGCUUUUCCAGGAGGUGGGGGAAGGGACUGACUGCCCUCUGUCCCUUCCCACACCUCCUGGAAAAGCCAGGAAGAGCCGCUGCCAGGCUCUGCUCAGCGCUCCCUUGUAAGGGCUCCCUUUUGUCCCUCAUCCCGCUUUGCUGGGAAGCCAGCAGAACAAGAGCCGCUGCGCAGCUAUCGCUCUUGCUCUGCUGGCUUCAGCGAGAGCUGCGCAGCUUGCUCUGCUGGCUUCUCAGCAAAGUGGGAGGAGGGACGGAAGGGUUUAAAGCAAGAAAAGUGAGAGCCACUUACAUUUUUUUUUUUAAAUGAUAUUUAUUAAAAUUUCAAAAAAAUACAAGAAUUACACAAAAACAAAAAAUAAAAAUACAAAAAAAUACAAAAUACAGCAAGAAGAAUAAAAAAACCCUUAUUAAGAUAUAACAAAGCAAUGAAAAAUAAAAAGAAACAAACAAAAUAAAAACAGUUAAAAACACAUUAAUUUUCCAUAGCAUAUCUUCCUUACACUUAUUUCCCCGGACCUCCUCAUACCUCCCUUUUUUGUAUUCCAGUUCAAUUUGUUAGUUCAGCAAAUCCUUACCAUUAAGCUUUUACCCAUUUAUAAACCUUUUUUUCAUAUCUCUUAAAGCAUUACAGCUGGAAACCACUUAGUUUCUAUCCAACAUCCUUCUAAGAUUCAUUAAUUUUACAAUACUUCUGUAAAUAGUCUUUAAAUUUCUUCCAGUCUUCUUUCACCGACUCUUCUCCCUGGUCUCGGAUUCUGCCAGUCAUUUCUGCCAAAAGUGAGAGCCGCUUACAUGCUUUGCACAGAAUAUUUUUUUCUUGCUUUCCCCCUCUAAAAACUAGGUGCGUCUUAUGGUCAGGUGUGUCUUAUGGAGCGAAAAAUAUGGUAGUCAGUUUCAAAAAGCUUUUAAAGGGAGUCCUAGAGGGCUUCAACUGCCCCAUAGCCUCUGCAUCAUCCCGACUUAAUCACCACCCAGUAUCCACUCCCUUGACCAGGCAUAGGCAAACUCGGCCCUCCAGAUGUUUUGGGACUACAAUUCCCAUCAUCCCUGACCACUGGUCCUGUUAGCUAGGGAUGAUGGGAGCUGUAGUCCCAAAACAUCUGGAGGGCUGAGUUUGCCUAUGCCUGCCCUUAACCAUAGGUAGGCAAACUAAGGCCUGGGGCCUGGAUCCGGCCCAAUCGCCUUCUAAAUCCGGCCCACGGAUGGUCCGGGAAUCAGUGUGUUUUUACAUGAGUAGAAUGUGCCCUUUUAUUUAAAAUGCAUCUCUGGGUUAUUUGUGGGGCAUAGGAAUUCGUUCAUCCCCCCCCCCCAAUAGUCUGGCCCCCCUUGACAAACAUCCCCAUUCUCACAGCACUAAAUGGACCUCAGUCCAUCUGCCAUGCCAUUCCUGCUCACCGGAAUUUGGCAAGCUCAGUAGUUUGACUUCUUGUUCUACUUGGUUCCAUCAGCAACUAGACAGGGCUAUAUAUGUAGAACAAUUUAGCAAAGGAGCCCAUUAUGUGUAUGUAUGCUUUUUAUGUAACAAUAUUUUAAUAUCCAGUCUCUCCCAGCGCCUUUAAUGAAGACUGUAAGUGUGCUGGGCAUAUCAUGUUGUUAAAGAAAUUUACCCUGAGCCUCAUUUUCAGGCUCUGCCUUCCUUUUCUCUGUUUGGUUUAUUAUUUUUUUGUUUUACUUGAUAUAGUUUAAUAUAGAAUAGUUAUUAUUUUUUGGAAGGAGUUCUGCUAAAAAUAGUCUUUGGGUUUCGUUCUCUUUUUUCUCCUGUUAGAGUACGUGAUGCAGCAUUGGCAAGAAGAUUUUAUGUUUGGAUACCAGUUCCUGAAUGGGUGCAAUCCUGUAUUGAUCCAAAAGUGCACAGAGUUACCAAAGAAAUUUCCCGUGACUACGGAAAUGGUAGAAUGCAGUUUGGAGAGAAAUCUGACUCUGGAAGAGGAAAUCAAGGUAUAAACAUGGAACGGAUUUAUUUCAGUGUUAUAGUACUCAUCAGUUUAAAAGCUUUUCAGGAAAUGUAUAGAAGCAGAUUGCAUUCUUUGGGAGAGGAGUGCUUUGUCAUCCAAACAGAAGAUUUGCAGUUUGAACACUGAGUUGAAAUUCAGUGAAUCAGUUUGUAUGUAAAGUACGUAAUUUGAAGGCAACAUUCAGGUCAGGAUAGGGAAUGCCUACUAUACAGUAUUAUGGGAUACACUUUUUAAUGCUGAACAUUUUGAUGAAAUUAUAAUACUUCUUCCUUGGCUCCAUGAGGAAUGAUGGUCCUGUGAGCCACCGGGAGGGAGCAAGUUAUCCUUCCUCCGAUGAUCACAUAAAUAAAAAGAUUACUAACCCUAUUAACACAUUGUUAUAUUAUAUUUCUUUUAAAGCAAUAACAUCUGCCCACCCCCAUUGUCUGACUUGUCUUUAAGACAGGAAGCUUCUUGAGGGCAGACACCUGUUUCUUUUUGUAAAACUCUGUGAAAUACAUGAGAUGUAUGAGACAUCUAACAGGCUUUGGAGGCAAGUUCUGCUGGAAUCAAAAACUUAGGAUACAGUGGCUCUCCAAAGAUAAUUUGCUCAUCCUGGUUCCACUGAGGCUCAGCCGGUCUUGGCUUCUGGGAUGUCAACAAGGCCAAUGUUAAUCCCCCAAAAGGGAUGUCCUGCAGGGAGACUUAGGCUGGAUCUCAACCCUGUCCAGCUCAGCUGUAUGACCUAGCAACCCAGUGUAAGGUAAAGGUAAAGGGACCCCUGACCAUCAGGUCCAGUCGUGGCUGACUCUGGGGUUGCGGCGCUCAUCUCGCUUUGUUGGCCGAGGGAGCCGGUGUACAGCUUCCGGGUCAUGUGGCCAGCAUGACUAAGCCGCUUCUGGCGAACCAGAGCAGCACACGGAAACACCGUUUACCUUCCCGCCAGAGUGGUACCUAUUUAUCUACUUGCACUUUGACGUGCUUUCGAACUGCUAGGUUGGCAGGAGCAGUGACCGAGCAACGGGAGCUCACCCUGUCGUGGGGAUUUGAACCGCCGACCUUCUGAUCGGCAAGUCCUAGGCUCUGUGGUUGAACCCACAGUGCCACCCACGUCUCCAUCGGCAUUAAGUCCCUGGCGCUGGCUCAGCCAAAGAUAAUUUGCUCAUCCUGGUUCCACUGAGGCUCAGCCGGUCUUGGCUUCUGGGACGUCAACAAGACCAGUGUUAAUCUUCCAAAAGGGAUGUCCUGCAGGGAGACUUAGGCUGGAUCUCAACCCUGUCCAGCUCAGCCGUAUGACUUAGCAACCCAGUGUAGAACGCUCUUUUAAAGGCUUGUUUUGCUUCUGCCUUGCUUCGGGAGAACGACAGCAGCUGUCCCGCUGCUGAACAGUUUUUGGAUCCGGUGUAACUUUUCUCUGGCUUAACCUGUUUGCUUUAAGCCAGUUUCUUGGGCAUAGGAUUGCUGCCCUAAGAAUUUAGUGCAUUCUCAGGGACGAAAAUCUGAAGCUCCUAAAAAGAGGCUUAAAGGACAACACAUUUAUGCUACGUAAGUUACAAUAUUGUGAUGUUAUGUUGGUCACAAGUAAUGUUGCAUGUAAAACAUACUUCAGUUAAUAUCUCACCACAUUUUCUUAAUGCUAAGAACCUCACAAGACGAGGAUGUAGCUAAAACAUAGAUUUUUCUUUUCAUUUAUUGUGGGGAGAGUAUGUAUUUUUGUGACUAAUGUAACAUGCUCAAGAGCAUACAUCGUACUGCCUUUAAGCUCAUCUGAUUUUGUUCCUAACAUAAAAUUUCUUGUCAUUUCACCAAAUGAGAAAGUAAAGCUAUCAAUAACCUAUUCUCUAGCUUCUUGGAGAAUAGAGAAUUUUAACUGCGCUUGGGGGGUGGAAUGGGAAUAGAGAAAUUCUGAGUCAUCUUGUAUGUCACACUUCUGGUUGUUUACUCCAAUUUCAAAAUAACGUUGCCAUAUGAAACUCUUGAAAAUUAUAUUUAGAAUUAUAUUGAACAUGUUAUCGAUGUCCAAAAAUGAAAGCCGAGUCUGUAGGUUGGCAUUUUCAUGGAAUAACCCAUUAAUCAAAGUAAACAAGUGUGCGUGUUUUCUUUCAUUUUUGCUACAGCAAGGGAAUAUUUUCAUAGUGGAUUAUGAACUUCUGGAUGGUGUUGAAGGCAAUAAGACUGACCCCUGCACUGUGCAAUAUCUGUCUGCUCCAGUCUGCUUAUUAUAUAAGAAUUUAGAGAAGAAGAUUGUCCCUAUUGCAAUCCAGGUAAUCUAUGUUUUACCCACUAAAAUAAUAAUCUUUCAUUAUUGAAAGAAUUGUAAACUAUUUUGUUACACUUUCCAGAUAAAACAAGCUCCUGAGCCAGAGAAUCCUAUUUUCCUGCCAUCAGAUGCAAAGUAUGACUGGUUAUUGGCCAAAAUUUGGGUACGUUCUUCUGAUUUCCACGUCCAUCAGACUGUUACUCACCUCCUUCGGACUCACUUAAUUUCUGAAGUGUUUGGAGUAGCCAUGUUCCGGCAACUGCCUUCCGUCCAUCCUCUCUUUAAGGUGGGUUAAUUGGGUGCUAGGAAGAUGUGCAUAUCAGACAUGAUUGUUUUGUUUCUGCAAGACCUGCAAUUUUCUGUUAAAUGUAUUGUUAAUAAAAGUAAUAUUUGGUAUUGUACAGACAAGAGAGCCCCUGUAUAUUUAAGGCAGAUAAGGCAAACAGCAUUCUAUCAUUAUAAGACUGGAAUAUAUAUAUAUAUAUAUAUAUAUUCAAGAUAAUUUGUCCCAGCUCUAUGAAAUGUGGCAAAAAAAAUUACCUCUUCUGAAUUGUAAAAUGGCUCAUUUUAAAAAUAUUCCACUAAGAAAAAGCUAAGAUAACACAGUUAAACAGUCUUCUUAAGUGCAGUGUUUCUUAAAAAAAACCUGGCCAUUUUAAUUUUCUUUGAGCCGUUUUAAUUUGACCAGUAUUAGAUAAAAAAAGCACACAAAUAAAUAAAUAGUGUCUUCAAGUGGCAAAUUGUCUGCAAUGAUUUGUGUCUGAAGCUGGAAGUAACGUGCAGGAUGAAGAUGGAUUAAUGGUUCAUACCUUGUUAAAGAGUGUGCCCUGGGGUGCCCUUGGACAACAACACUAUGUAUAAUUGGUCUGAAUUAUGUGCAUCUGUAAGCCUUCUCUAAACUGCCCAAAUUGACAAAUCAAUAUCUUUGUAUCAUUUUGCUGGAGAACCCUAUUUAACCUUCAAUUCUGGUGCAGUGCAGUCCAACAUGUUUGAAUAUUACCUACAUGUUUGAACGCCUUUUGGCAGUACAGUGGUACCUCGGGUUAAGUACUUAAUUCGUUCCGGAGAUCUGUACUUAACUUGAAACUGUUCUUAACCUGAAGCACCACUUUAGCUAAUGGGGCCUCCUGCUGCUGCCGUGCGGCCAGAGCACAAUUUCUGUUCUCAUCCUGAAGCAAAGUUCUUAACCCGAGGUACUAUUUCUGGGUUAGCGGAGUCUGCAACCUGAAGCGUAUGUAACCUGAAGCGUAUGUAACCCGAGGUACCACUGUAUAAGGUGCAUGUUUCUCAUACUGCAGAUCUGAUAUCUAGCAGCAUCUAUCAAAUUGUAAAGGACUAUGCUUUGAAACUGCCUUCAGUUCAUACACAUAAUUUAUAUUAAAGCUGUAGUUCCUUAUUUGAAAGCAAGUUGUUUUGGGAGCCCAUCACAUUCCAUUGUUAACACUGAAGGAAUAAUUCAUUCUUAUCUAUUUUCUCUUCUGGUUUACAGCUCCUGGUAUCCCAUGUGCGGUUUACAAUAGCCAUCAACACUAAAGCCCGAGAACAGCUUAUCUGUGAAUAUGGCCUUUUUGACAAGGUGAGAGAGCCUUGAUUUCAUAAUUUUGGACCUCAAGGAAGUGGCUUUCACAUAGUUCUUUCCAUAAAAUAAAUAAAAUUAAAUUUAAAAAAUCAAAAAAUUCCUUCCAGUAGCACCUUAGAGACCAACUAAGUUUGUUAUUGGUAUGAGCUUUCGUGUGCAUGUACACCUCUUCAGAUACACUGAAACAGAAGUCACCAGACCCUUAUAUAUAGUGAGAGAGUGGGGAGGGGUAUCACUAAGGAGGGGGUGGGAAUGGGUGAUUGACUGAUAGGUGUGGUAAACCUGUUGACUGUUAACAACUGCAAUUGGUCUUACAGGAAAAAGCAAGAGAUGAGGUGGCUUUAUCAUGUAUAAUGAGAUAAGAUAAAGCUAUUUUUAGCCAUCUCACCCCUUCCUUUUUCCUGUAAGAUCAAUAUUUUAUUCAACAGUAAGCUCCACUAUAUUCCGUGGUUUUUACUCUGAAAUACAGUACAAGUUGUAAAGGGGCUUCUUAUCAGUAAAGAGAUGCCCAUGUUGAAGCAGAUAUGAGCAGCUGAAUAGCAAGGCCAGACAACAUGCAGCUGACACAAUGCUGGCAGAAGAGAAAACACAGAACUCAAAAUAGAGGCUUGGAAUUAUUACAAAACUAGAGCAGACUGUAAAAUAAUCAAGUAAACCCAAGCCAAGGCACCAAAGAGAAAAACCCACAAGGUCGGACCUAAAGAAAACCCCCCUCACAAGCCCUCUAACCAUAGCUGUCAACCUUCCCUUUCUUUGCGGGAAAUUCCCUUAUUCCAGUGCCAUUUCCCGCUGCUUCCUGCUGCUAUCCCAGAUUGUUAGAUAUCCCGUAGACUGUCCCCGGGACAGGUGAGGCUGCUGAUCCCUUAUUUUCGAGGCUGCUGAUCCCUUAUUUUCAAAUCUGAAAGUUGACAGCUUGUGCCUCAAACGGCCAUGCCUUUUACAUGAAGGAAAAUCUCCCCAAAGUAAUUUUAUUUGGACUCAAGCUAAUUGCAUAAUUUCCAGUCUCCAGUUACUGUAACGCUUGGCUUCUUUAAAACAAGCGAACAUAUACCAUUACGAAUACUGAUUUGUAGUUAAGCAGUUAAUCUGUAGAGUGAGAUUUUAUGCUGGUUCUAUUUAGGACUAGCAUGACUGACUUAGGUUCAUUAAUUUAAGUGGGUCUACUCUGAGUAGGUCUAGCAUUGGAUAUAACCUAUUCCAGUGUCUUUCAUAUUAUGUUUACCAUCCACUUAGCUGGCAGGUUUCUUAUUCUGUAAAGGGAACAAUAAAAACAAUUUUUACACAAUGACUAUGUAAAGGAAAGCACACGUCCUUAUUUCUUGCUUGGCCUGACAAGGUUGUAUGCAUUCUUUGGCGGACUUGGAAGUGGUCAACGGCCAUGCGUUGGGCAUGUGUGUUGGUCAAGGAGGUUUAAAGGUAAAGGGACCCCUGACCAUUAGGUCCAGUCGUGACCCACUCUGGGGUUGCACGCUCAUCUCGCUCUAUAGGCCGAGGGAGCCGGCGUUUGUCCGCAAACAGCUUCCGGGUCAUGUGGCCAGCAUGACCAAGCCGCUUCUGGUGAACCAGAGCAACACAUGGAAAUGCCGUUUACCUUCCCGCCAGAGCGGUCCCUAUUUAUCUACUUGCACUUUGACGUGCUUUCGAACUGCUAGGUUGGCAGGAGCAGGGACCAAGCAACGGGAGCUCACCCCGUCACAGGGAUUCGAACCGCCGACCUUCUGAUCAGCAAGUCCUAGGCUCUGUGGUUUAACCCCAGUGCCACCCGCGUCCCGUUUACAAGGAGGUUUACAAUGGCACUAAUCCCACUCCAUGUGGAUCCAUGUGCACUAUGUCACGGCUGCGUGAUGCAGGUAUCAAAACUUCACUCCAGUGUGGCCUAGGCCCUCAUCUCCAAAUCCCCUUGUACAGUAAGAUCCUCCCCAUUGUUAAGAACACUCAUAUUUAAGGCUAUGGGACACAGGAGCCAACUCUUAGGGGCCAAGGUCCUUUUGCCCCCCCCAAUAAAAGAUUUGAGGGGGCUGCCCCCUCCCCAAGUUGAUGGGUAUUGCCAUUCAAAUGGUGUGUGUGCAAUAUCAUGUGAUCAAUUACCUGUCCCCACAUGUUUUAUUCAAGUUGGCCCCUCUUCUAUGGAGCCUCCAUUCCUUAAUGCUCUCUGCCACUUGUUUUGGGUGCCAAAGGCCAAUGCCACCGGAGGAGGAGGGCUUGCGCAGAUACUCCAGCGAGCAAUGAAGCACCUCACCUACAGUUCCCUGUGCUUCCCUGAAGAAAUCAAGGCAAGAGGCAUGGAAAGCACGGAGGACAUUCCAUACUACUUUUAUCGGGAUGAUGGUCUCAAAGUGUGGGAGGCCAUAAAGAGGUAGGAGAUGGUCUGAAAUAAAGUUUAUUUUGUCAUACUGAGAACCAGGAAAUCUAACUGAGACCUUGGAAGUGUGAAUCCCCAGUCCUCGAUGAACUUUUGGUCUCGUUGAUACCGAAUCUUCCCUGUUAGUUUGUCCAAUUCUGCAUAAUCAUUUCCUUUCUGUUUUCUGCAGCUUUGUGACAGAUGUUGUGGACCUCUAUUACGAUAGCGAAGAGAUGGUUUCUGAAGACGUGGAACUCCAGGCCUUUGUGAAGGACGUCUAUGUUUAUGGGUUGAGAGGAACCAAGGCUUCAGGUGAGACCUGCUAGCCAGAUUCUCUGUCCUGUGGCAUUGCUGGCUAAUGAACAGAAAUGCAUUCCUCCUUUGAUCUGAAGCUGAGUUAGAGAUGUAAAAAUUCCAGCAAAUGAAUCCAUUCUUCUCCUGGAAUAAAUGGAAAUCUGGAAGACAAUCUGAAAUGUAUGCAAUGCUUUCUUAUCACCCCAUUCAAAAGUUACAGAAAAUAAGAUAUUAAUAACAAAAGAAUAGGCAGGACAAGCAUCAAAAUUACUGUUAGCACAAGCGUUUCUCAAUAUAUCAUAUAUGUGCUCUGAACUUCACUUGUAAAAGAAAUAUGAGCAUUGCCAUAAUUGAUAAAGUAUCUGCUAAUCUCUUGAAAAAAAUAUCAAAAAUUCAUUAAUUGUGUUCUACCAUUUACUUGCAUUAGGGACAUUUUUAUCGAUCCCUAUUCUAGCCACUAUAAUAAUGUGUGAUAAAAGUUAACAUAAAUAAUUUGGGCUUUUUAAAAAAAGUGAAUAAAAACAUUUUAAGAUCCAAGUCAAAUUGAUAUAUUGUUGAUAUCAAUCCAGAUCUUUCUUUCUGCAUUCAAAUUUUAUUUAUUAAUCAGGUUGAAAGCAGCAUAGGUUUGGACACUAUCAAUGAAUUUAGUGCAAAACAUUUAAAAAAUACGAAAAUUUCCAUAAUCUGGUAGGCUGGUUUAUAUGUAUUAUUUUGUAAUAAAUUAGCUUAAUCAUAGUUGUUCUCAGGGUCCAGGUAAGUUCAUAUGGAGAAAGGCGGUCCUUGAGGCAUUGCAGUCCUGAGCCGUUUAAGGCUUAUAGGUCAAAACAAGCAUUUGAAUUGGGCCUGGAAGCUAAUUGGCAGCCAGUGCAGUUGGACCAGGAUUUUCUCAUACCGUCUUGCCCCAAUGAGCAACCUGGCCACUGAGUUCUGCACUAGCUGAAGCUUCUGAACUGUGUUCCAGGCAACCCUAUGUAUAGCGCAUUUCAGUAAUCCAGCCUAGAGGUUACCGGAGCAUAGACAACAGAAGUUAGGCUGUCCCUGUUCAGAUAGGGGGGCAGCUGGGCUACCAGCCAAAGCUGAUGGAAAGCAAUCUGCACCACGCAGGCCACCUGAGGCUCAAGCAACAGAAAAGGAUCCUUAAGUAGCCCCAACCUUUGUAGCUGCUCCUUCAGAGGGAGCGUAACCUAGGACCCUUGUACUUACUGGACCGUCUCUCCUGGUAUGCCCCGCAGAGGACCCUAAGGUCCAUGAAUAAUAAUAGCUUGAAGGUCCCGGGCCCUAAGGAAGCCAGACUAUCCUCCACCAGGGCCAGGGCUUUUUCAGUGAUGGCUCCAACCUGGUUUUAACGCUCUGUCCCACGAGACUAGGGCCCUCCUUCCGCAGGGCUUGUAAGACAGAGCUAUUCCGCCUGGCCUUCAAUUUGAAUUAGCCGGAUCCUCUCUUCCCAUUUCCCUUUCCUCUUCUAUGAAGAAACCCUUUAUGGGACCCCACAUUUAAAUUCUUCCCUGGUCUCCUUGCUGGCCCUAGUAGGACCAACUUGGCCAGAUAGCCCUGGUGAUCAUUUGAUGUCUACUGACUGGGUUUUUUGUUUUCCCCCAAAAUGACCCCUGAAUUUUUGAAUUUUAUUGAUAUUGAUGCUGCAUUUUAUGUUGUAUUUUAUGUUGUUUUAUACUGUUUUUAAGUUGCAUUUUAAUCAAUGUUUUAUAUUUGCUGUUAGCCUCCCUGAGCCCAGUUUUUAAAUCGGGAAGGGCAGGGUAUAAAUAAAAAUUUAUUAUUUAUUUAUUAUCAAGAGCAGACAAGCUCCCCUUUCAUCUGGUCUCAUCUCAUGGGACAGUGAAAAAUAAAUGUUGUGUUUCCAGGUGGAGGAGAAUUCAGAAAAGUUCCACAGCCUUCCUUUAGUUUAUUAAUUAUUAAUAUUACUACUACUCUUAUUAAUUUAACUCUUUCUUCUUUCAGGAUUUCCUAAGACAAUAAAGACACGCCAGAAGCUGUCAGAAUAUCUUACCAUAGUGAUCUUUACAGCAUCUGCACAACAUGCAGCAGUAAAUUUUGGUCAGGUACAGUUUAUCUGGAAGCAAUUCUGUCCUUGAAGUGGGUUUACACACCAGUCCAGACAGUCUGAUAAAGAAAUAUCAACGAUAAUGGUGGGGUCACCUGAGUGCCUGUUAAAAGGCAUAGAGCAGCCUAACCAAAUUUUUGUCUUCCAGGUGAUUUGGACGCGGGUAGCUCUGCAGUCUAAACCACUGAGCCUAGGGCUUGCCAAUCGGAAGGUUGACAGUUCGAAUCCCCGUGACGGGGUGAGCUCCCGUUGCUCAGCCCUAGCUCCUGCCCACCUAGCAGUUCAAAAGCACAUCAAAGUGCAAGUAGAUAAAUAGGUACCACUCCGGUGGGAAGGUAAACGGCAUUUCCGUGCGCUGCUCUGGUUCGCCAGAAGCGGCUUAGUCAUGCUGGCCACACGACCCGGAAGCUGUCUGCAGACAAACGCUAGCUCCCUCAGCCUAUAGAGCGAGAUGAGCACCGCAACCCCAGAGUCGGCCAUGACUGGACCUAACGGUCAGGGGUACCUUUACCUUUAAUAGCAGUUCUGUCCCCAAACAUUUGGCGGGCACCAGUCUUGAGAAAGCUAGGAAUGGAGUAAAGGAAACAAAACAGCACUUUUGUGACCAUCCUAUCCUAAAAACACAUCAACAGUGUCUUUUUUUAAAAAAAGAAGUCUUCUUUCGUAAUGCCUAAAAGCUAUUCACCAACACCACCAUUCAAGUAUCUAGCAGUGAAGUUGAAAGACGUUCCCUUUUCAAGCCCAGCCUGAACUUCAACUUGAAUUGAAGGAGGUUGGGCGGGGAGGGAUCCUGCUAGCAGUUAGCCCUGGUGUCAGCUUCAAGAAAAGCACCAGCAAGGGCGUCUGAGUGCUGAAAGCCAGCUUUAUUUCCCAGCCUAGCAACUUUGCUGCUUGGUGGACAAUUUGGCCUGGCAUGGGCUUGGCCAAUGAAACGCUUAAAUCAUAGCUGAAUGUUAAGAUCAGUAAGCCAUAGUUAAAGCAUUGUGCUGUGUUCAAAUGGAACAAUAAGCCACAGGCUGUUAAUUCACUCUUAUUUAAACCACAGCUUAACAUGAUAUGUGAACCAGGUCAGAGGCAUACCAGACUGAGGAGGAGAAAAAAAUGACAAAAGGGAGGAAGGAGGGAUUGCAGUAGAUUAGAGAUAAUCCGAUUGCAGUUUCACCAGAGAAUAAAGGGAAGACUUUGGAAAUGCUCAGAACUGAGAUGUGGUGAGGGCAGAGGAGGGCCAAAGUUUGCACAUCUGUGAAGUACAGGAAACCACGGUAUUUGUAACAGUUAACAUAACAGUUUUGAGAAGAUGAGAAAUGAGGGUGGCUGCCACCAUCAACAUGCAUGUUUCUGAACCCAUCACCUUGAAAUAUACUCAGAGUCCUGUAGUGAUUUCAUGCUCUUUAUUGCAGCUUGUAAAACAGUGAUUGAAUUUCCCCCCAAACCUCAGGCUUUUAUAUACAUUAUUUACACAAUGAGUUGUGUAAAUUGGCUGAUUCUCCUUCCCUCCUGGAGCCUGAUUGGUCUUCUCCUGCAGGCCAAUCAGUUGUUGCAUUCUACGAUUCUACCAGCCUAAUAGGCUGGUUAACUUCCUCCUGGAGCCUGAUUGGUGUUUUCCUGCAAGCCAAUCAGUUGUUGCAUUCUAGGAUCCUACCUGCCUAUUGUUCUAGGAUCCAAGCUUAGUAUGUAACACACCUGUUUAUAUUUUGGAAAAUACCUCACAUAUUGAUUCGUACAUCAUGUUAUAUAGUGCAGUUCACGUAGAGUUCUGUUUUAGGUAUCUGCGCUUUAUGCUUUUCUUUUGAUGCAUAAAAUCAGCUCACCAUGUGAACUGAAACUGCUGUGAAAGGGCAGGUUGCCGAAUCGCAAUUCUCAAUUGAUGCUAAACUUGUUAUUCUCUUGGAGGUUACCCAUUUUCUCUUUAGGCAUUAUUUCCCCUAAAGAUAAUCUGCUAAUCUGGGGCAUUAUUUUGAGCUAUUUAGGCUAGUGGCUGCUGCCGGCUCUUUACAUUAGUGGGACACAGGAUAGCUAAUGAUAGGUAGUUGGCUGCAGUACUGAGCACACUUCUAUAAAAUAAAGUUCCACUGGACGCAGUGGGAGUUACUUCUGAGUAAAUGCAUAGGGUUGUGUUGUAGUCACAGCUAAGUCACAUUUCAGCAGUAUGCCUGCUCGUUACAGAUUGUGUCAGUACAUCCUUCCAAUAGAAAAACCAUCGUAAACAGUUAUUUUACCACACAAAGUCCAAUCCAAAGCAGGUUUAGUCAGCCCUACUGAAUACAUAGGACUUGCGCCAAAGAAAGUGUAUUAGACAUUAGGGUUUUCUACUCCCUGCUCCCUCCACUGCCUUUAACACCAGCCUGACCUUAAAGAGUAAGUCACAGGGGCGGGGGGGGGGGGCGGAAAUGGGCAAAAACCAGUGCCCCGUUCCAGACUCUGGAGUAAAUUUCAUGACUUUUCAGUUAUGACUUCUUAUAUUAGCUCAUCCUGCAUUAACAAAGAGGAAGUGGAAAUGAGAAUCCUGUCUCCUCCUUCUAGCUGCAGCCCUCAAAAACAUGUUCCAAUGUGGGAUUAUGCUACAUGGGACUGAAGCUCCAAUGAAAAACCCUUUUUGUAUAAACAGGAGUGUCUUCCAGCCACACAAGCACCCUUUAUGAUUCAUAGAGAUUCCUAUAUCUUACUGGCUCUGUCCUGUUAUUUCCCAGUACGACUGGUGUUCCUGGAUUCCUAACGCCCCUCCAACGAUGCGUCGCCCACCCCCUACAGAAAAGGGGAGCGUCACCAUUGAGUAUAUUGUUGAGAGUUUACCGGACAGAGGGCGCUCCUGUUGGCAUCUUGGUGCUGUUUGGGCCUUGAGUCAGUUUCAAGAGAAUGAAGUAAGUGAAACUUCUAAGAUAUUCCCCUCGUAUAUCUCGGUCAUAAUGCAUGAGGCCAAAGCUGCAAGUCAGUGCUUAGCUUGGAAAUCCAUGUUUUUCCAUAGUGCUUUCAGAGCAUUUUGAUGAGUUGUCAAAAAUUUGGGGCCUGUUAACAUUUCCCGUAAACACACUUCUGGACAGCUCUAACUGCAGGAACUGAAAGAUGCUUUAGUUUUUGCCAAUCCCUAUGGGGGUGGUGCUGUGGGUUAAACCACAGAGCCUAGGGCUUGCCGAUCAAAAGGUCGGCGGUUCGAAUCCCUGCAACAGGGUGAGCUCCCGUUGCUCGGUCCCUGCUCCUGCCAACCUAGCAGUUCGAAAGCACAUCAAAGUGCAAGUAGAUAAAUAGGUACUGCUCCGGCGGGAAGGUAAACGGCGUUUCCGUGCGCUGCUCUGGUUUGCCAGGAGUGGCUUAGUCAUGUUGGCCACAUGACCCGGAAGCUGUACGCCGGCUCCCUCAGCCAAUAAAGCGAGAUGUGCGCCGCAACCCCAGAGUCGGUCAUGACUGGAAAUACUUUAUUGUCACUCGUACAACUUGUAUACAGUGAGAUUACACAAGCACCCCCCACUCAGCUCUCUUAGUCUUAAUUCCCCUCGUUUACUGACGCACACCCGCCAAACCCGAAAGUCAGUUGCCCUGUUGUUAUCUUUUCAUUCAGCAGCCUAACAGCCAAUGGAUAGAAGCUGUUCUUUACCCUGUUGGUGCGACUAAUAUUUAAUACUAAAUAUAUUAAAUAUAUUAUAUUAAAUAUAUAAUUAAUAUUUAAAUAUCAUAUUUGCUCACUAGACGAGGAAGGGUCUAUUUUUGCAGUGUCUCAAAAUUAGCUGCAUUAUUUCUUUUAGACAUUUCCCAACAGAUACGUUUUGUGACUUCUUCUCCAACUAGGUGUUUCUGGGGAUGUAUCCAGAUGAACAUUUCAUAGAGAAGCCAGUGAAAGAGGCCAUGAGGAAAUUCCGCAAGAAUCUUGAUGAAAUUACCAGUUGCAUUGCUGAGCGGAACAGGAACAAAAAACUCCCCUACUAUUAUCUUUCCCCGGAUCAAAUACCUAACAGUGUGGCUGUUUGAAUUAGCCUUUUCAAAGGCAUGAAAAGGCAGUGAACCGGAGUGACAAUCAUGGCAAAUUAUCUGCAAGCAAAUCAGCUGGCUUCAAACCAAAUUGGGUCUUAAUUUGUACUAGAUACUAUUGUAGUUUUAAGUUUUCUUUGAAUAUCUAUCCCUCAUAUAUAAUUAGUUGAUACCGUGUUACUGUUUGAUAAUAAUUUUUAUAAUUGUCAGGAAAUACAAAACCUUAAGGAACAUUUUUUACCUUAAAAACAGAACCUUUACCAAUGGAGAAACUCUAUUCCACACAUUUGUUUCUUAUUUGUGGUCAGAACACCUCUGUUUUGGAAGCUGUUACCCCGUUUUCAGUAAGUUUUUGUUUUUAGGAACUGAGUGAAUGUAUGAUUUCCAUUAGGAAUGUUUGUUGGCUGGUCUGGUUGUUUUUACAGGAGCUCACCAGCAAUUUAAAAAUUGCUUUUGUUGGGGUUCAGAACAACAGAUGAAGACAUUAAGGAUGGUCUGGGGGACAUGGAACUGGGGAAGAUUGAAGCCAAAGGAGUGUGUGAGCAGAAGCUUGACCCUACCUCAGAUUUCCAUGCCACCCAAGGACCCACAAUAUUAUCUGAGGCAGAAGGACGAGUAGCAACAUAAGUUGCUCCCUUCAUUUGCCAUCAGAAAGAAGAACCCCAGAUCAUCACACACACCCACACACACCCAGCAGUGUUGUGCUUCCUUUAAGGGAGCGGGAGCUGCAAGAGUCCAGUUGGAGGUUGACCUUUGCAAGGUGAUCAGGCUGGACUUGGGAGUUUUCAGCAGAUUUUGAGCUGAGCUCUGCUUGCUUUGGAUAUGCACACAGGCUUUCGAAUGGGGUCAGUCACGUUUUUAACGACCCCCUUCAAAUGCUUGUGACAUUCCUGGUUGUCGUUUUUAUAAUGAUAAGAAUACUUACAAGUUUCAUACAUGCCCAGUUUGGGGGGGGGGGUCUACCAGUUACCUAGCAGGAAACAAGGUCUCAUUAUCUCCCCAAGUCAGAAGAGUGGUACUAUUGGUCCUUGACCAACCACAAUAUAAUAUAUAAAUACCAGCUUUCGUUGGAAGGUUGUGUGAAAGAUUUUACACCUUCCUUUUAUAUACAUUAUUUACACAAUGAGUCCUGUCUGAUUGGCUGAUUCUGCUUCUGUCCUG
Molecule: messenger RNA, 31083 nt
Organism: Podarcis lilfordi (Lilford's wall lizard)
Lineage: Eukaryota; Metazoa; Chordata; Lepidosauria; Squamata; Lacertidae
Source: the annotation of a GenBank genome assembly